Molecule: messenger RNA, 635 nt
Organism: Dufourea novaeangliae
Lineage: Eukaryota; Metazoa; Arthropoda; Insecta; Hymenoptera; Halictidae
Product: protein transport protein SFT2
Exons: 3
Coding region: 21-635 (204 amino acids)
Biological process (GO): vesicle-mediated transport
Cellular component (GO): membrane
Source: RefSeq, a predicted model, not a curated record
CAGUAUGGCGACGUGUCAAAAUGGCUGAUCUUAACAAAGAACUGAAUGAAUAUCUGCUUAGCAGUAAAAAUGAAAAGCAAUUCAAAAUUACGGUACCAUCAAUGGCACUACCGAAAACAAACAUUGGGAAAUGGUUCGGAAAAAACGGUGAUGACGAGAGAGAAGAGACGGGGUGGAUACAAGGUGCACAAAAGGAAUGUUGUCCUAGUAUGACACGGAUUCAAAGGCUGGUAGCAUUCGUUGUAUGUUUCGCCAUGGGCGUGCUGUGUUUCUGUUUGUCAGCAAUGUAUAUUCCGGUUUUAUUACUUAAAGCGAGAAAGUUUGCGCUUCUGUAUACAUUAGGAAGUGUAUUCUUUCUAUCCAGUUUUUGCUUCCUCUUGGGUCCAUUAAGUUACCUGAAAUCGUUAUUCACUGCUGAAAGAAGGUGUUUCACAGGGUCCUAUUUUGCUACAUUAAUAGGAACACUUUAUUUCGCUCUACAUUUACAGUCUACUCCUUUGACAGUACUAUGUGCUGUUUUACAAUUAAUAGCUAUGUUGUCAUUCCUAGUAAGUCACAUACCUGGAGGAACUAAAGGCUUAAUGUUUUUCACAAGAAUGUUCAAAUCCUCUGUGAACUCUACAUUACCUGUAUGA